Tribolium madens (black flour beetle) is the source of this 4998-nucleotide messenger RNA. Its product is annotated as bifunctional glutamate/proline--tRNA ligase. Gene Ontology annotation, biological process: translation; prolyl-tRNA aminoacylation; glutamyl-tRNA aminoacylation. The transcript is spliced from 16 exons. Gene Ontology annotation, molecular function: ATP binding; glutamate-tRNA ligase activity; proline-tRNA ligase activity. Lineage: Eukaryota; Metazoa; Arthropoda; Insecta; Coleoptera; Tenebrionidae. The record is from RefSeq and is a predicted model, not a curated record. Bases 121 to 4950 code for a protein of 1609 amino acids. Gene Ontology annotation, cellular component: cytoplasm; aminoacyl-tRNA synthetase multienzyme complex.
CUAUGCUCGGCAUGUGUGAUGUGCAUGUGUGAGAUUUUGUUGCACAAUAUUUCUUGAAUUUUUCAAUAAAAAAAUAAGUUUCGUCGGUUUUUAGUGUCGUGUUUGUGUUGCAGGUGCAUCAUGAAGCUGAAUUGUAACAAGAAUAACCCUCUUUUAGGCGGUUUAAUUGCGGCUGAAUAUGUAAAAACCUUAAAGAACGUUUCACUGGAAGUACAGUGGGGCGAUGCUAAUGUUAUAGAUAAUUGUUCCAAGAAAAUCCUCUGUGAGACAAAUAAUGAUUUAUUGAGAGCUGUUGCGAGAUUAUUUUCCGAAAAUGAGUUGUAUGGAAGCACCCCAAUAGAAAAAACUGAAGUCGAUCAUUGGCUGACCUACUCACUGAGUUUAAAAACAUCAAAAAAUGAUUUUAGAGGUCUUUUAACACUGCUGAAUAAAUCUCUACAAUCAGUCACGUUUCUGGCUUGUAAAAGAUUAACAAUUGCUGAUUUUGCAGUUUUUGCAAGUCUCUACAGUUCCAGACCUUGGCAAGACUUGAUUUCAAAAAAAGAAACUCCAGUUAAUGUUAUGAGAUGGUACAAUUUUCUCCAGUCACAACCAGUUGUUGUCGAAGUUUUGAAUUCAUUGCCCCAUGAAGCUAAAUCAGCAUUGGUACCACCUGCUGGGAGACAGUCUUUAGACAAAUCGAAUGUGGGCAAUAGGGCUCAAGAGGGCAAAUUUGUUGAGUUGCCAGGAGCUGAAAUGGGCAAAGUCGUGGUGAGAUUCCCACCAGAAGCUUCAGGAUAUCUUCAUAUUGGUCAUGCUAAGGCGGCCCUCCUCAACCAGUAUUACCAAGAGGCCUUCAAUGGAAAGCUUGUGAUGCGUUUUGAUGACACAAACCCCGCGAAAGAAAAUUUACACUUUGAGAAAGUCAUCCUUGAAGAUGUUGCUUUGUUGGAGUUGAAACCAGAUAUGUUCACUCAUACUUCACAGUAUUUCGAUUUAAUGUUGGAAUUUUGUGAGAAGCUUUUGAAAGAGGGCAAGGCCUAUGUGGACGAUACUGAUCCUGAAACAAUGAAAAUGCAACGGGAACAAAAAAUUGAAGCGGCUAGUAGAAAUAAUACCUACGAACAAAAUUUAAAAUUGUGGGAGGAAAUGAAAAAAGGGACACAGAAAGGUCAACAGUGUUGUGUCAGGGCUAAAAUUGAUAUGCAGUCACCUAACGGAUGUCUUAGGGACCCCACAAUUUACAGGUGCAAGAAUGAACCCCAUCCCAGGACAGGAGAUAAAUACAAAGUGUAUCCAACGUACGAUUUUGCUUGUCCCAUUGUCGAUUCCAUUGAGGGAGUUACUCACGUGUUGCGAACCAUGGAAUACCACGAUCGCGAUCCUCAAUUCUACUGGUUUAUUGAAGCUUUAGGUUUACGCAGACCUUACAUUUGGGAGUAUAGUAGACUCUCAAUGACCAACACUGUUUUAAGUAAACGAAAAUUGACUUGGUUUGUCAAUGAGGGACUUGUGGAUGGAUGGGAUGAUCCCAGAAUGCCAACCGUUAGGGGGGUACUAAGGAGAGGCAUGACUGUUCAAGGAUUGAAAGAAUUUAUUAUAGCCCAAGGUUCAAGUCGGUCUGUCGUUUUCAUGGAGUGGGACAAAAUUUGGGCGUUUAAUAAGAAAGUUAUCGAUCCUAUUGCUCCCCGUUACACUGCGGUUGAUUUCAAAGAUCCUGUUACAAUCACAGUGAGAGGAGUUAAAGAAGAAUGUCUUUCUGUUCCCAAACAUCCAAAAAAUACUGACGUUGGGAAUAAAUCAGUGUGGAUUGGGCCGAAAAUUCUUAUUGAUAGAGUCGAUGCAGAGUGUUUAAAGGAAGGUGAAAAUGCGACUUUUAUUAAUUGGGGGAAUUUGCUCAUUAAGAAAAUCAAUAAGGAGAAAAAUGUUAUUACUUCGAUUGAGGCUGAAUCUAAUUUGGAAAAUAAAGACUAUAAGAAAACACUGAAAUUGACAUGGUUAGCGGUUACAAAUAACGCGAAGUUUACACCAACUUGGUGUGUUUAUUUUGAUCAUUUAAUCAGUAAACCGCUUUUGGGAAAAGAUGAAGAUUUUAAGCAGUUUAUUGGGCACGAAACACGAAAAGAAUUUCAAAUGAUUGGCGAUCCUGAAUUGAAGAAGUUGAAGAAGGGGGAUAUAAUUCAGUUGCAAAGACGCGGUUUCUUUAGGGUUGAUGUUGCUUACGAACCUAUGGAUUUGGCUACUUGUAAGGAGCAGCCAAUUAUUUUGUUUUAUAUUCCGGAUGGACAUACUAAGGAAAGUCCAUUUGCUCUUAACACUGCCAAGGCUUUAACUAAUGCGGUCGAACAGCCAUCAAAAGCUGCCAAACAAGCCGACUCAAAAUCACUCAAAUCAGCUGCCGACAUCAACGCUGAAAUAAUAAAACAAGGCGACAUUGUACGAAACUUGAAAGCUCAAAAAGCAUCCAAAGAGGAAAUUGACAUUGCAGUCAAAGCCCUUCUCACGUUGAAAGCUGACUAUAAAAUAAUAACCAAAACCGAUUGGAAACCCGGAUGUGUGCCCCCAACAAUUUCUGUAUCUGACACUAGCGACCUAGAUGCGAAAAUAUCAGCACAAGGCGACAAAAUACGAAAAUUAAAGGCUGACAAAGCUGACAAAAGUGUGGUGGAAGUUGAAGUUAAAUCUUUAUUAGCUUUGAAACAAGAGUACAAACAGAGGUUUGGGAGAGACUGGGCCCCCGCGACUGCAAUACCUAUCAAAACUGAACCCGGAGAUGGCGAUUUAAAUAGCAAAAUUACCGCACAAGGUGAUAAAGUGCGUAAACUGAAAUCUGAGAAAGGCGAUAAAAGUGCGAUUGAUGCUGAAGUUAAAGUUUUAUUGGCUCUGAAACAGGAGUACAAACAAAAAUUUGGUAAAGAUUGGACUCCGGGAAGUAAUCCAGUUAAACCGGUUGAAACUUUAAGUAACAAAAACGAAUCGGAAUUGUUAGAUGCUAUCACGAAACAAGGAGACAUUGUUAGAAAAUUAAAAGGAGAAAAAGCUGCCAAAAGUGAUAUAGAUCGUGAAGUUAAAACUUUAUUAUCUUUGAAAGACGAUUUCAAAAAAUUAACCGGAAAAGAGUGGAAGCCAGGCAUGAAACCUGAAAAUAAUAUUUCAGUCACUUCUCCUGGUGAUAAUUCAAUUUCUAAAGAUGCAUUAGUGGCUAAAGUUACCGAACAGGGGAAUGUUGUGAGAGAUUUGAAAGGAAAAAAAGCGAGCAAAGACGAAAUUGAUAAAGCCGUCAAAAUUUUAUUAGACUUGAAGGCUGAAUAUAAGACACUAACCGGGACUGAUUUUCCAGCCCCUGGAAGAACUCCAACCAAACCAAAAGAAACACAAGUUAAAGUGGCGAAAAGUGCCCCUAAAGAAAAGCAUAAGAAACCUGCGCCUCCUCCAGCCGAUGAGGGCGGUUUGAAAAAACAAACACGUCUAGGCCUAGAGGCCACAAAAGAAGAAAAUCUUUCAGAUUGGUACUCUCAAGUGAUCACCAAAGGCGAAAUGAUUGAAUAUUACGACGUUUCCGGUUGUUAUAUCUAUAGACCUUGGUCAUUCGCGAUUUGGAAAGUCAUCAAAGAGUGGUUUUCGGCCGAAAUCGAGAAACUCGGUGUUGAGGAUUGCUAUUUCCCAAUUUUCGUAUCGCGGAGUGUUUUGGAGAAAGAAAAAACACACAUUGCAGAUUUUGCACCGGAAGUGGCAUGGGUUACAAAAUCCGGGGAUUCAGACAUGGCGGAACACAUUGCAGUGCGGCCAACUUCCGAAACUGUCAUGUAUCCAGCUUAUGCGAAAUGGAUUCAAUCUUAUCGAGAUCUCCCGGUCAAACUAAAUCAAUGGAACAACGUUGUGAGGUGGGAAUUCAAACACCCGCAACCCUUCCUUCGAACUCGGGAAUUUUUAUGGCAGGAAGGCCACACGGCUUACGCUUUGAAAGAGGACGCGGAUGAGGAAGUAAAAACAAUCUUGGACUUGUAUGCUACAAUUUAUACGGAUAUUUUGGCAAUUCCGGUCAUCAAGGGUCGCAAAACCGAAAAAGAAAAAUUCGCAGGAGGUGACUACACUCUAACUGUUGAAGCUUUCGUUUCUGCAAGUGGUCGAGCAAUCCAAGGGGCGACUUCGCACCAUUUGGGCCAAAACUUUUCGAAAAUGUUUGAAAUAGUUUACGAAGACCCCGAAACGCAAGAAAAAAAAUACGUUUAUCAGAAUUCGUGGGGCAUCACGACUCGAACUAUCGGUGUUAUGAUAAUGGUGCAUGCUGAUAAUAAGGGUCUAGUGCUUCCACCGAGGGCUGCCAGUGUUCAAGUUGUUUUAGUACCAUGUGGGGUAACUGUAGGUCUGUCGGAACAAGCGCGAAAUGAUCUCCAAGCCUCUUGUGAUAAUCUUGAAGCCGAAUUAAGGAAUUCCGGGAUUAAAGUCAAAGGAGAUUACAGAAAUAAUUACUCGCCUGGUUGGAAAUUCAACCAUUGGGAAUUAAAAGGGGUGCCAAUUCGGGUCGAGCUUGGCCCUAAAGACAUCGAAAAGAAACAAAUUGUGGCGGUUAGACGAGAUACCGGUGAAAAAAUUACUCUCCCACGUGAAACUGCUAUUGAAAAACUACAAAAUUUAUUGGAUGAUAUCCAGAAAAGUUUGUUACAGAAAGCCGCUAAAGAUAUGAAAAGUCAUACGAUUUUAUUGAAAGAUUGGUCACAAUUUGCCGCUAGUUUGGAUAAGAAAAACAUGAUUUUGGCACCGUUUUGUGGAGAAAUAUCGUGCGAAGAUAGAAUUAAAGCUGAGAGUGCUAGGGAUGAUGACGUCGAGCCUGGGGCCCCUUCAAUGGGGGCUAAAUCACUAUGUAUACCACUGGAACAACCAGCCUCUAUCCAAGACAGUGACAAAUGCAUCCACCCUGCUUGUAAAAAGAAGCCAUUAUUUUAUACAUUAUUUGGGCGAAGUUAUUAAUUUUGGUAAAAAUGUGUCAUUAAAAUAAAAAACAUUUUCAUAACACCA